UUUAUGCCGUUCACGAUCUCAAAUACUUUGAUUCUUUGCUUUGCCAGUUUGCCUCCUCCUCGAAUCGAUCGCAUCGGUUUCAUCUGCUGUUUUAACGAUUCUCCUUCAUUGAGAUCAAGAGCUAUUCUGCUUCGAUAAACUCGUAUCUCCGUGUCAGUUCUAUUGCAUCUGGUAGUCUCGCCGGCGGAGCGGAGGAUUAGACGAUUCGAUCACUUCAAUUUUGUCAUCAAAAAGUUUGUGCUUUCUGAUAGAUAUGCAGGCUAGGUUUGGAGCCAGUGUGCACAAAAUGGCUACUACUGUGUUCACUCCAUCAUUGGAAGGAAUGAAGCAUGUCAAGUUAGACAAUGGGAUUAUGCUUACAAAGCCCUUCCUUGACGUGUGCAAGCUUGUUCUCCCUGUUCUAGACAAUUUCGGAGCUGCGCUGGCUAUUGUUAAGUCUGAUAUUGGAGGCAACAUAACGAGACUGGAAAAUAAAUACAACUCUGAUCCAUCGAAGUUUGAACAUCUAUACAGUAUAGUGCAAGUAGAAGUAGAUGCUAAUACAGCUAAGGGCUCUUCAAGUUGCACCAAUGGUCUUCUGUGGUUAACAAGAGCAAUGGACUUCCUGGUGGAGUUAUUCCGGAACUUACUAGUUCAUUCUGAUUGGAAAAUGACUCAAGUUUGCACUGAUUCCUACACCAAGACCUUAAAGAAAUGGCACGGCUGGCUUGCUAGUUCUAGCUUCACGGUUGCUAUGAAACUUGCUCCUGAUCGGAAGAAGUUCAUGGAUGUCAUUGGUGGAUCAGGUGACCUAAAUGCUGAUAUUGAACAAUUUUGCGAGACAUUUGCCCCUCUUCUGGCAGAGAAUCACAAGUUCCUUGCCAGCGUAGGUCUCGACGAUAUGAAGGCUUCCUGAUUGCGACAACUAAGUUUGUUCUGUUUCUCGCAACACCUGAGUAUCUUGCCAAACUUAUCCAACUACGAUGGAAAACAGAUACAAAUAAUCCUUCUAGUGGAUGAGAGAUUCAUGACUUUUGUUACAAUUUGAUUCCUGUUUGUACUUUCUACUGCAACAUUUGGGUUAUCUUGUGAACCGUAUCGUUCAUUUUUAAUGAAUAUUAAAUCUAAUUUACUUGCCUGGAA
Molecule: messenger RNA, 1122 nt
Organism: Zingiber officinale
Lineage: Eukaryota; Viridiplantae; Streptophyta; Magnoliopsida; Zingiberales; Zingiberaceae
Product: glycolipid transfer protein 1-like
Exons: 8
Coding region: 254-895 (213 amino acids)
Biological process (GO): intermembrane lipid transfer; ceramide transport
Cellular component (GO): membrane; cytoplasm; cytosol
Molecular function (GO): ceramide 1-phosphate transfer activity; ceramide 1-phosphate binding
Source: RefSeq, a predicted model, not a curated record